Molecule: messenger RNA, 6682 nt
Organism: Paramisgurnus dabryanus
Lineage: Eukaryota; Metazoa; Chordata; Actinopteri; Cypriniformes; Cobitidae
Gene: insra
Product: insulin receptor a
Biological process (GO): protein autophosphorylation; glucose homeostasis; positive regulation of phosphatidylinositol 3-kinase/protein kinase B signal transduction
Cellular component (GO): plasma membrane; axon; insulin receptor complex
Molecular function (GO): insulin receptor activity; phosphatidylinositol 3-kinase binding; ATP binding
Source: RefSeq, a predicted model, not a curated record
UUGUUUACUGGCGCGCGCACACACAGGAUCCUCACAGAGACGGGAAUAUAUCUAUUCAGUAGCUAACGUUACAACCAUCGUCAGAAAAAACUUUUUUUCUUGUAUUUUGCUUUUACGUUCCCCGUAGUGAUCCACGAGUAACCGAAUGUUGAAGGCGAGCCAGAGACUUGUGCUGAAUCAGCGAGACCCAACACAACUGUUUGAGCCAGCUCAGAAAUACCCGCGUGUCUGUGGAGUACCUGGACUGAAAAUCUCGCCCAAAUCUCAGUUUCUGGCUGCAGUUUUUUUUUUAGCAGACGCCUCCAUAACCUCAGACGUCUCGGAAGUUGUUGUACAAAUGACUCAACUGUUGUUGAAUGACAGGAGCAUCGUUAGGAGCCAAAACGUGUUACCGAAAGGAAACAACUGCGCGUGAAGAAGCCAGGUGACCCGUAAACGGAAAAAGCUCGCUGUCAGCAGGGACAUAGAGUACAAUUCAGCCAAAGAGCGAGACCAUUAUUUUGGUUAACCCACAAGUCUUUAAACGGUUGUGCACUAAAAAAGUUCGCGAAGCUCUUGUGCUCAGUUUCGGCCUGCGCUUGUGCGCGCGACCGUGCUUCUCCCGUUUUCCUUUUUUUCAACGCUUAACGCAAUCUGCGCAAGAGCUUUCUGAAUCUAUGCAAUCGAUCGGAAAUGAAGAUUCGUCUGCACGUCGUACGCGAUGCUAUCUGCAUACAUUGUUGCUUUUGUAGACUGUUUUACUUUGAAUGAAAGUCGCGACACGCGCUGUCUUUAGCUCGGUGCGCGUUCUCCUCAUAGCAUAGUAGCAUCGAUAGGCAGCAGUGUUCUGUGCGCGCGACCGCAGCGCAGCAGCUCGAGCGGAUUGAACACGUUGGACUUUCCUCCGCCCAUUUUUUCAAAGGGGGUGACAGAAGGAUUUUUCCCUUUUCUUUUUUAAUUUUAUCUUUCAAAACAACGCCGGUGUAUUAAAACAGAUCGUUCCCCGAACGGAGACGCAUUUGUAGGGGACUUUGGACGGAUUUUGCCUUCCCCUGAGGUCAAAAUGCGGCUGCGGACUUUGAUUGUUUUGGUGGCGUCUGUCUACACUGUUUGCAACUGUCAACAAACAAAUGGAGAAAUUUGCUCGAGUAAAAACAUCAAAAAUAAUGUGACCAACCUGCGGGUGCUGGAGAACUGCACCGUGAUCGAAGGCCACCUAAAGAUCCUGCUCAUGUUCAGCACUAAACCGGACGAUUUCCGCGGCCUGUCUUUUCCCAAACUGACGGUGGUGACGGACUACCUGCUCCUUUUCCGUGUCUACGGGCUGGAGAGCCUCAGCGACCUGUUUCCUAAUCUCGCUGUGAUCCGGGGCAACAACCUCUUCUUCAACUACGCCCUGGUGCUGUUCGAGAUGCUCCAGCUAAAGGAGAUAGGCCUUCACAGCCUGAUGAACGUCACGCGAGGAGCCGUGCGUGUAGAGAAGAACCCCGACCUCUGCUACCUCUCCACCCUCGACUGGUCGAAGAUCCUUGACUCCAUGGAGGACAACUACAUCGAGGCCAAUAAAAACGACAGGGAGUGUGGAGACGUGUGCCCCGGCACAGCUCAGGGCAAGACUACCUGCCCCCUCACCACCAUCAAUGGGGACUUUGGCGAGCGUUGCUGGAACCAGAAGCACUGCCAGAGAAUGUGUCCGUCCUCAUGCAAGCACCGUUCCUGCACUAAAGACAACCGCUGCUGUCAUGAGCAGUGUCUGGGUGGCUGCUUGGAGCCAAACUCCACUAGCAAAUGCGUGGCCUGUCGCAACUACAUGCACAAUAACACGUGCGUUGAGAGAUGCCCGCCUGGCUUCUUCACCUUCAAGGGCUGGCGCUGCGUCAACUUCAGCUUUUGCCAGGAGCUCCACAACAAGUGCAAGCAGAGCAAAGGUGACUGCCACGAGUACGUCAUCCACGACGGUGCCUGCAUCCCAGAGUGCCCUUCAGGGUACACCACUGUAAACUCUACAACGUUAAACUGCUCGCCCUGCGCUGGCCUCUGCCCUAAAGUGUGUAUGGGACAGAAGACCGUGGACUCGGUCACAGCGGCUCAGGCUUUGAGAGGAUGCACCGUGCUUAACGGCAGUUUGGUCAUUAACGUCCGCGGAGGAAAUAACAUAGCAGCAGAGCUGGAAGCUAAUCUGGGUCAACUAGAGGAGAUCACAGGUUACCUUACAGUGCGACGGUCCUAUGCCCUUGUCUCGCUCUCUUUCCUCCGCAAGCUCCGAGUCAUCCGCGGAGAGACACGAGAAUCCACGAACUAUUCGUUCUACGCCUUUGAUAACCAGAACCUGCGUCAGCUGUGGGACUGGUCCAAACACAACCUCACCAUCCCGCAGGGUCGCAUGUUCUUCCAACACAACUCCAAGCUUUGCAUGUCAGAGAUCCGGAAAAUGGAAGAGGUGACGGGCACUAAGGGCCGGCAGAUAAACACUGACAUCACUUCUAAGACCAAUGGAGAUCAGGCAUCAUGUGAGAGCAAGGUGUUGAAUUUCACUCAGAUCCGCACCCUUUCAGACAAGAUCAUGAUUAAAUGGGAGGCUUUCUGGCCGCCGGAUUUUCGGGACCUGCUGGGGUUCAUGGUUUUGUAUAAAGAGGCGCCAUACAAAAAUGUGACCGAGUUUGACGGUCAGGACGCGUGUGGCACUAACAGUUGGGUAAUAGCAGACGUGGAUCCUCCGUCUCGCGCCACAGAUGGAAAGGAUCAGCAGGAGCCCGGACACCUCAUCUUCCCUCUGAAGCCGUGGACGCAGUACGCCAUCAUGGUGAAGACCCAGCUGUCUGCUUCUGAUGAGCAUCAGGUCCACGGAGCGAAGAGCGAGAUAAUCUACGUCCGCACCAAUGCUACCAAACCUUCUGUGCCCUUGGACCCCAUAUCUUCAUCUAACUCCUCAUCUCAGAUCAUACUCAAGUGGAAGCCCCCGAAUGACCCAAACGGAAACAUCACACACUAUCUGGUCUUCUGCCAGCAGCAACCAGAGGCCAGCGAGCUCUAUAAGUUCGACUACUGCCAGAAAGGUAUGAAGCUGCCCACCAGAGCCCCUACAAAGGUGGAUAAUGAAGAGGAACAGAAGUGGAACCAGACGGAGGAGCAGGGUCAGGCCAAACUCUGCUGCGCGUGUCCUAAAACCGAGAAACAGCUGAAAAAAGAGGCGGAGGAGUCUGAAUACCGCAAAACCUUUGAAAACUACCUUCAUAAUGAAGUGUUUGAGCUCAGACCAUCAAGACAACGCAGAUCUCUAAUGGGCGUGGCCAAUAAGACUUCCUCUCAUUUAUUCACCACGCCCGCUUCACUGCCCAAUGGCUCGGCCACACGUAGCCCAGAAGAGGAAGCAGAGGCCAACAAGAUCUCGUUUCGGGUUUUCGCCAAGGAGUUCACUGUCAUCUCCAAUCUGCGGCAUUUCACCAGCUACCAGAUAGAAAUACACGCCUGUAACCAUCCGACUGAGCCCACUCGCUGCAGCAUGGCAGCCUACGUCAGCGCCCGCACCAUGCCUGAAGAAAAGGCAGAUGAUAUCGUGGAGCCAAUUACAUAUGAAGUGUCCGAAUACUCCGUACACAUCAAGUGGAAAGAACCUAAGGAUCCCAACGGCAUGAUCAUCCUCUAUGAAGUCCAUUACAAGAGACUGGGAGAUACAGAGGAGCUGCACCAUUGCGUGUCCAGGAAGAAUUACAUUGCAGACGGAGGCUGCAAGCUGAGAGUGGUGCAUCCUGGGAAUUACACGGUGCGAAUCAGAGCCACCUCUCUGGCGGGCAAUGGAUCAUGGACGGAGCAAACACACUUCUACGUGCAGGACCUACGUGUGGACCCAUCAAACAUGCUGAAAAUUGUGAUUGGCCCGGUGAUCUGUGUGUUCCUGCUGCUGCUAAUGGGAGGGGCGGGAUUUUUCAUGUUCAAAAAGAAGCAAACAGAGGGGCCGACAGGACGGCUUUACACCUCACCCAAUCCUGAAUAUUUCAGCCCAGAUGAGGUGUAUGAGCCAGAUGAAUGGGAAGUGCCUCGUGAAAAGAUUAAUCUGUUGCGUGAGCUGGGCCAGGGAUCUUUCGGCAUGGUGUACGAGGGCAUUGGAAAAGACAUAGUUAAAGGUGAACCGCAGACCAGCGUGGCGGUGAAGACCGUAAAUGAGUCGGCCAGCCUCAGGGAGAGGAUCGAGUUCCUCAAUGAAGCUUCUGUGAUGAAGGCUUUCAGCUGCCAUCAUGUGGUGAGGCUGCUGGGUGUGGUUUCUAAAGGCCAGCCCACACUGGUGGUGAUGGAGCUCAUGACACAUGGAGAUUUAAAGAGUUACCUGCGUUCCCUCAGACCAGACUCAGAGAAUAACCCCGGUCGGCCUCCUCCGACACUGAAGGAGAUGAUUCAGAUGGCAGCGGAGAUCGCAGAUGGCAUCGCUUACUUGAACGCUAAGAAGUUUGUGCACAGAGAUCUCGCUGCCAGGAACUGCAUGGUGGCCGAAGACCUUACCGUAAAAAUUGGAGAUUUUGGCAUGACAAGAGACAUUUACGAGACAGAUUACUACAGGAAGGGUGGGAAGGGCCUGCUUCCUGUGAGAUGGAUGGCCCCCGAGUCGCUGAAGGACGGGGUCUUCACAGCCAACUCGGACUGCUGGUCGUUUGGAGUGGUGUUGUGGGAGAUCAGUACUCUGGCCGAGCAGCCCUACCAGGGACUGUCCAAUGAACAGGUCUUAAAGUUCGUGAUGGAUGGUGGAUACCUUGACAGGCCAGACAACUGCGCAGACAGAUUGCAUACUCUGAUGCAAAUGUGCUGGCAUUACAAUCCCAAAAUGAGGCCCAGUUUCCAAGAAAUCAUUGAGAUGCUCCGUGAGGAUCUGCAUCCGUCGUUUCAGGAGGUCUCGUUCUACUACAGCGAAGAGAACAAACCACCCGAGACGGAAGAGUUUGACAUGGACAUGGAGAACAUGGAGAGCAUCCCAUUGGACCCAUCCUCAUACUCUCAGAGGGAGAGCUGUUUAGACGGGGACGAGGGCUCCUCCGUGGGCUUGCGAGGGAGUUACGAGGAGCACGUGCCGUACACGCAUAUGAACGGCAAGAAAAACGGACGCAUCUUAUCUUUACCCCGAUCUAACCCCUCCUAAUAUUAUCUUUAACCCCUGCGAGCAAGAUUAGAUUUAACCCUUUCUACAGUAGACUCAUUUCUCUCAUGCUCUAGAUCAGAAGCCCCUCAGAAAGCAAACUCAGGACUUUGGUUUUCUUCUCGUCGCCUCCCCAUGACGACGAUACGGGGUGCGGGCGUCGUUUUUGUAUUUAAAGAAGAAAACGUUCAUCAUCUGCUUCUUUCCUGUCAUCUUUUUUACUUGUUUAUAAUUGCCAAGUUUCAAUGACUGGUCAAAUGGAACAAACUGUGAAAUUAACCUCAUACAACCAGAAGGCUGCUUUAAACGUCAUGUUAUCUCCUCACCCGCCAACCAGUUCUCAGACUCUCUCCAAUAACCUAGAAGAAAUUAAGAAAAAAAAGUGACCUUACUUGGGUUUUUUAGCCUGUGUCAGUACAACGUGGAGUUAUGUCCGAGUCUAUGGGCGUUGGUGGCAAACCUGUUGAACUUGGGAACUGUAGGAUGACCCGUAUUGUCCUUUCCAAGAACAAACUCUUUACAGGGGGAGGACACUGCUUUCUACCUGCUACUCAGUAUUCUUGACUGCACACAGAUUUUUGGAAUCAUUUUUUAUUUAUUUGCUUACCUGUGCUUUGUUUUCCUCUUUUGUUUUUCCUGGUGUUCACACAUUUACAGCUGAAGGAUAUUUAAACUGUUUUCAGGACUAAAAAGAGUUCCUCAGAUUGACCAAUAGUUGCUGCUUUGAUAUAUUUUAGUGGGUAUAGAUGAUGAUGAUGAUGAUGAGGAGGAUGAUAAAAGUAUAUAUAUAUAUAUAUAUAAAUAUAUUGAUGUUUUUGUACAUAGCUGUCAUUCAAGAGUUAUUGCUGGUUGUAGAAAUGUUUUUACAUGUUUGUCUUGAAUCUUUAUUUUUUCUAAUCCAAAAAAAAAUCAUACUAAUCCUGGACCUCUGAUCAGCCAGCAGCUCCUAGGUGCACAGGAGUAUUGUAAAGUCAUGGGCUUCGGAUGUCAAAUCUUGAUAUCGAUUGAAAUAGCUGCUGUAAAUAAAGCAGUGAGGUGCAUUCAACGAAUGGAAAGAUGUGUUUCUCUGUCGUUCUUUUUGUGGGUCUGUCACGCAGCGAAACGGAAACUCUCAAGUGACAUUUCUUGGGAAGUAUUUGUGCACGGGUGUUGAAACUAGCAGUCACUAAAAUAUCACAGAACAUUUUUCAGGAACUGACCGGGAAAUGUACAAUAUUCACUGUAUAUGGAUCACAAACCAUAACUUUAUCAUAGAUAAAAGUGUUCACAUGCAUUGCAUUCACACAACAUUUGUGGUGAUAAACUGUGGACAGAAACAUAGCAAAAUUACAGAUGUGUACUGUACUUGCAAUUCCAGCAUUACUAAUGUGACGGUUUCAGUCAAAAUUAAAACUUUAUAUUUUCCUGAAUCCUUUAAGAGUCCAGACGUCAGAAAAAUGUCAGUCUGUGCUCGUGUUUUUUGUUUUAGACAAGGGAAAUAUAUACAUGUUAUGUAUGUGCCAAAUAAAGGACACGUUUUUUUUUUGGAGACAACUUACUUUGUAGAAAUUCUGUGAAUUAAAGGUGCCAAAUAAUGCA